Messenger RNA from Cryptotermes secundus, 5652 nucleotides. RefSeq names its product zinc finger protein 845. The coding region runs from base 203 to 4537 and encodes 1444 amino acids. The transcript is spliced from 7 exons. Gene Ontology annotation, biological process: regulation of transcription by RNA polymerase II. Gene Ontology annotation, cellular component: nucleus. NCBI's taxonomy places the organism in Eukaryota, Metazoa, Arthropoda, Insecta, Blattodea, Kalotermitidae. The record is from RefSeq and is a predicted model, not a curated record. Gene Ontology annotation, molecular function: zinc ion binding; RNA polymerase II transcription regulatory region sequence-specific DNA binding; DNA-binding transcription factor activity, RNA polymerase II-specific.
GAGCCCAAGCUCAGCAGUAGCUUCUCAGUCUUGGUGUUCAUCCCGGAUGAUGGAUACCUAGGUCACGGGAGCUACCUGUACGGCCCCGACUACUUGGUGGACAGAAAGAUGCUCGUGGUCAUACUCAACUACGGAAUUGGUCCACUUGGCAGUUCUGUGGCACCUGCAACUACGGGCUUAAGGACCAAGUCCAGGCACUUCGAUGGGUUCAGGAAAACAUCGGAGCUUUUGGAGGGAACCCCAACAAAGUCACAAAAAUGGUCACGGUGGAGGUGGGGCCUGCAUCCUGUAUCGCCUCUUGUCACCCUUAAGUAAAGGUCUGUUUCAUCGUGCCAUAUCGCAAAGCGGAAGUGCUUUGAAUCCGAAUACGCUGCCUGCUGCAAAUCCUAUAGAUGCGGCUCGGGAUUUCGGGCACAGAACCAAGUGUCCCAUUGCUGAUGAUACUGCUCUGGUUUCAUGCCUGAGGAAACUUAACCAAAUGGAAUUCGCUAAUAUAACGGUCAUUCAUUUUAUGUAUGCCGGGGAUGGGUUGCCCAACCAUGUUUGUGAGGAAUGUAUCAGUCAGGUGAAUUCAUUUUGUGAUUUCAAAUUGAUGGUUGAAGCUUCAGACUGCAGCUUACGAGAUUUCAUCAGGAGACAGCAGGAUAGACGAAAUGAUCAGGUCAUGUUUAUCAAGGAAGAAGAUGCAUCCAGUGAUGAUAUUUGUACAACUUCUGUUGUCAGAGAAGUUCCAACUGACAAUAUUUUUGAGGAAGUGGAGGAUCCUUUGCUCAUCAAACAAGAACAUGAUCCUGUCAUGGUUGUUGAUGUGGCUAUACAAAAUCUAGCUAAUAAUAGUAGCAACAGUAACAACCACAACCACCAUCACCAACACCACCCUGCAGAAAGGGGUGACGUGAGUGUUGACCAGAAACCAGUUUCAUCAUUCUCCCAUCCGAAUUCAGAUCAUUUGUAUGAAUGUAGCACUUGUACUAGGAAGUUCUCCACUUCCCAUGGUCUGAAGAUCCAUGUCAAAAGUCAUGGAGAAAGGCGUGGCUAUGAAUGUAUGAUUUGCAAUAAGAAGUUCAGUACCUGGCAACAAUUCAGAGGUCACCGCCAUACACAUACAGAAGGACCUGGUUUAGGAUGUCGUCUCUGUAAUAAGAUAUUUAACACCGAAAAGGGUUUGAAAGUACAUUGUUCGAGAUAUCAUGCUUUUGGAAAGCCCUAUGAAUGUAGUGUAUGUAAGAAAACAUAUGACACAGAAAACAGUCUGAAGUUGCACAGCAGAAUUCAUUCUGAAGAACGUUGUCAUAUAUGUCCUGUGUGUAAUGAGACAUUCAGCUCAGGAUUAGGUCUUCGGCUGCAUAGCAGAACACAUACUACCAGAACAACUGAGGUGUCUCAAAGCUCAGAAGGGGAUUCACUAACUCAGCAUAAUAAUGUCACUGUGUCAGACUUUCCAUGUGAAUGCUGCUAUUGCAAGAAGAGAUUCAUGACCAUGAAAGGGCUUAGGGGACAUCAGCGGUGUUGCAAAAGUAAGCCACCUAAUGAAGUAACAAACAUGUCCACAUCUUCUGGACAAGAGCUACCAAAUGAAACUCCAGUGAACCAGGGAUGUCAUAAAUGUCCAUUCUGUAAGAGAACAUUUACAGAAUGGAGAUCCCUUGAUCACCAUUUACUGUCUCAUAAGAGAAUUCCUUGGAAAUGUAUGAAGUGUAUGAAAAGUUUCAGAAGGAGGAUAGGUCUGAAGUGUCAUGAAAGAUUGAAUCCGUCAUGUGUAACUGGCAGUAUAUCAGCAGUAAACCAGGUUGAACUUCAUAAUGAUUCACAAUCGGUCUUCAGAGGAACUUCUGAUGACAGUUCUAGAAAUGAAUCAACACUAAGUGCAGACAGUCUUAAAACAGGAAGCCAGUGCACUGUAUGUAAAUUAUUUUUUAGGAAUGCAAGAGGUUUGAAAACUCACAAAGGCAGAGUUCACAAACAAGAGACACAACAGACAGCAGUUAUUAACAAUUCUGAUACACCUGAUACUGCUGAAGUUAAUGAAGAUCAUCUCAUGCAAGAGUCUGUGAUGCAUACUGUUUACCAGAAGACAUUGAAGAAUGUACGUCAUUUAAGAUCACAUCAGUGGAGAUACUGUAGGGACGAUGAUUCUCAGUUGCCUUCACUUAAUAGUAGUCAGAAACAGGUCAGCGAAGUGACGGGCAGUACAGUACAAGGUGACUGUAAAGAUGGCCAAGUUCAGGCGCAGCAGCAUAACUGUUUAGUUUGUUGUAAGAGCUUUUAUAGUGAAAAGGGUUUACUGAUUCAUAAUAGCAAGUUACACAGAAUAAACUGCUCUGAAAACAGUGCAGGGAACACAUCUGUAGGUACAGUUGGUGUCUGUGAUGAUAAUGGCAAAACAGACAAUCAGUGCCGCAUUUGUGAUAAAAAAUUUGAUAGUAACAGAGCAUUGCUAAUACAUUCUACAAAAAUCCACAAAGUAAGCAGUAUUGAGGAAGUAAUUUCAUUGCAAGAAUCUGAUGAUGAUCUGUCAGGCUAUUAUAAAUGUAAGAUCUGUAAUGAGAAAUACAGGAAAGUAAAGAGUUUCAGACUUCAUUGCACAAGACUGCAACACAUGGUACAGGAGAACGUAGCUCAGCAGGUUGAAGACAACAAUAUCGGGACAUAUGAAUGUCCUGUAUGUAAGAGAAGUUUCUUUUCUGAGCAGAGUUAUAAUCGCCAUAAUUUAAAAGCUCACAAAGGAAGAAUUCCUGAGCGAGCUAUUUCACCUCAAGAAGCUGCUGUGAAUGGACCAUCAGGCUACUAUGAAUGUAAGGUUUGUAAUGCAAAAUACAAGAAAGUAAAAUGUUUCAGGCUUCAUUGCACAAGACUGCAACACAUGGUACAAGAGAAUGUUGCUCAGCAGGCAGAAGACAGCAAUGUUGACACAUAUGACUGUACUUUGUGUAACAGAAAUUACUUCUCUGAGCAUGGAUAUAAUUGUCAUAGGUUAAAGGCUCACAAAGGAAGCAUUGCUGAGGGAGUUCCUUCAUCAGAAGAAGUUGCUGUGGAUGGACUGCUAGGCUGUUAUGAAUGUAAGGUUUGUAAAGCAAAGUACAAGAAAGUGAAGAGUUUCAGACUUCACUGCACAAGACUACAACACAUGGUACAGGAAAAUGUUGCCCAGCAGGCUGAAGACGACAAUGUCGUCACUUAUGACUGCUCUUUAUGUAGCAGAAAUUUCUUUUCUGAGCAUAGUUACAAUCGCCAUAGUUUACAUUCUCAUAAAGGAAGCAUUCCUAAAGGAGUAAUUUCAUCACAAGAAACUGAUAAUGAUGGUCCAUUGGGCUAUUAUGAAUGUAAGGUUUGUAAUGACAAGUACAAGAACGUAAAGAGUUUCAGGCUUCAUUGCACAAGGCUGCAGCACAUGGUACAGGAGAAUGUUGUUCAGCAGGCAGAAGACAACAAUAUUGACACUUACAAAUGUCCUGCAUGUAACAGAACUUUCUUCUCAGAGCAUAGUUAUAAUUGUCAUAGGUUAAGGAAUCAUAAAGGCCUUUUACAUGUAACUAAAGAUACCACAGGAGUACCUUCCUCUACCCCACAAAAUAUCAAGAAUAAUUUGCAGUCUAAUAGUGAAAGUGGCAAUUGCUCCAAGGACUCUUUUUCAUGCAUUUUGUGUCGGAGACGUUUUAAUAGUGCAGCAGGUUUAAAAAUUCAUUGCACUGUACAACACAGUGAUGCCUCUGCAGUGCAGAAACAAAUGCAUGGGGAAAAUCUACAAAUUAGAAAUACACUGUUCAGUCCUCCUUUUAAAUGCUGUAACAUGCUUUUUAUUUCUGAGGAGGGUUUGAAGAUUCAUCAGAGAAAGUACCACAAAGAUUAUCGUUUGAAUGAGGACUCUGUUAGAGGAAGCCAAAUUGUAUGUAUUGGGGGUGGCACUGAAGCAGGUGAUUAUGUGUGUUCCUUCUGUGACAGAACAUUUUUAAGUGAGAAUGAUCUGAGUAUGCAUUAUACAAGAAGCCAUCCAGAAAGACAUUCUGAAGAUAUAGUGAAAAAUGAAAUGCCUCUUAUACAUCAAAGCAGUGAAUUAAAUUUCACUAAUAGCACAGAAAAUCAAUUAUAUGAAUGUUCUUCAUGUGCUAGAUCAUUUUCAUCUGAAAAAGGUCGAAGACUCCACUGUAGGAAGAUGCAUGAAGACAUAAACAUGUUUUGUUCUGAUAUUAAUACUGAUAACCAGUCAGUGAGCCUUGUGAAUAUGAAUGUGGCAUCUACAACAAACAGUGGUCUGUUUCCAUGCUCUCUCUGCAGCAGUGUGUUUAGUAAUGAAAGGAGUCUCAAAAUUCAUAGUACAAAGAACCACAACAUCCAGUUAUUAUAUAACAGAAGUGUUGAAGGUGGUAGUCGUAUGAUCAAUUCUGAAGAGCUUUCUGGCACAUUAUGCAGUGUUUGCAUGAGAACAUUUGGCAGUGAAGAGGCUCUUACAUUGCAUUUCACUAAGAAUCAUGCAGAUUCUCUUAUGAGCAAAGUGAUUAUUCCACCAUUCAACGCCUGGCAGAAUGUUGUGUGUUAGGAGACGACGCUGUGUGCCACUCUGAUGACUGCAUCUUCAUCUCCAGGUCGUAGGCGAACACCAAUGACUCAUCACCAGUGAUGAUCUUUUUGAGAAACGUCGGGUCCUGCGUACGUUUGUCAGAUUGCCAGCAACCAAUCAUGCGACAUUCCAUCUGAUCCGUGGUCAGCUGCCUCAGAACAAACUUCGCACUGACACGUCUCAUCUUCAAAUCAUCGGACAAAAUGGCAUGAAUGGAUCUGUGAGAGAUACCAACUUCAUGCUCCAACUCCGCGAUGGUCAUUCUUCGAUCACAUCGAAUAAGUUGUCGCACUUUUCCAACCAUUUCUUCGGUUCUGGAUGUUGAAGGUCUCCCACUGCGAUGGUCAUCCUCUAAUGUCUCCUGCCCAUUCUUAAACCGGGAAAACCAGUCGUAAACUGCGGAUUUCUUUAGUGAAGUAUCCCUGUAAACUUGCUGCAGGACUGAUAGCGUCUCUGAAGCAGAUUUUCACAAUUUGCACAUGAACUUGAUGUUCGUACGCUGUUUGAACUGCGACAUUGUGCCGCAUGACCAACACUCACGUCUAAUUCGAACGGAACAGUAACUACACUACACACUGAAACCUAUCCAAACCUGUUGCGCCUGCAGGCAGACAUGCUGAGCUCCCCACCACAACAGUAUGUGCCCUCUCUUAUUGCUUGUUCUCCGUCUGCAGUGGAAUUCCAGGAACUUUAUGACUGCCCUACGUAUGUAGGUUGUAGUAUUAAGUUUUCUGAUCUAAAGGAAAAUUUUAUGUAAACAGGUCAUUAAAACUUUCUGAUCUGUAACAAAAUUUAAAUUGCUUGAUAGUUCUUUGUAAAAUUCUCACAUAUCAGAUUUCAUACAAAUCUAUUGGUGGUCCAGUUUUGUCAUGCAUACUGAAUGAGUGACUGACAGAUGGACUGAGCAAACUUAAUAAUUGUCCCAUGGGAUAGCAAACAAUCCUAAAUUAUUAUAGAGUAUUAUUAUGUAAGAUUUGAGAUUAUUAUACUCUAUUAACUAUUUCCAGUCCAUUUAAUACGAGGGUUGUACUGAAAGUCAUGAGCAACAAUUUUUUGUAAAGUAACGUGUGUUAUUAUUGACAAACCAAGUACAC